Bacillus rossius redtenbacheri is the source of this 3617-nucleotide messenger RNA. RefSeq names its product aminomethyltransferase, mitochondrial. Gene Ontology annotation, cellular component: mitochondrion. The transcript is spliced from 6 exons. Gene Ontology annotation, molecular function: aminomethyltransferase activity; protein binding. Gene Ontology annotation, biological process: glycine catabolic process. Lineage: Eukaryota; Metazoa; Arthropoda; Insecta; Phasmatodea; Bacillidae. The coding region runs from base 109 to 1350 and encodes 413 amino acids. The record is from RefSeq and is a predicted model, not a curated record.
UGGCCGGCGACUCGCUCGGCGGGCAGAGAGACAGCCGCAGAGACCCCCGAGACAGUCGGCCAGAGCAACGCCCGCUGGCCCUGGCGCGGAAGAGCGACUGACCCCGCGAUGCUGCGCUGGCUGCGGCGAGCGAGCUCCCAGGCGGGCCCCGCGGCGAGCCGCCACGAGGAGCCGCGCCGGUCCUGCCUGCACGAAUUCCACGUGGCGCGCGGCGGCCGCAUGGUGCCCUUCGCCGGCUUCCUGCUGCCGCUGAGCUACGGCGCCGAGGGCGUGGCCGCCUCGCACCGCCACACGCGCGCGCACUGCUCCCUCUUCGACGUGUCGCACAUGCUGCAGACCGAGGUGCGCGGCCGCCACCGCCUCGAGUUCCUGGAGAGCCUCUGCCCGGCCGACCUGCGCGCGCUGCCCGACAACCGCGCGGCGCUCAGCGUGUUCACGCACCCCAUCACGGGCGGCAUCCUGGACGACCUGGUGGUCACGCGCACCUCGCUGGGCUUCCUGCACGUCGUCACCAACGCCGGGCGGCGCGCGGCGGACCGCGAGCUGCUGGAGCGCCGGCAGGCGGAGUUCCGCGCCGGCGGCAAGGACGUGGAGCUGGUGUUCCUGGAGCCGGAGGAGCGCGCGCUGCUGGCCGUGCAGGGCCCCGACACGGAGCGCGCGCUGCGCCACCUGGUGGACGUGGACCUGCGCCAGCUGCGCUUCAUGGGCAGCACGCUGGCGCGCCUGGGCGAGGGCCCGCGCUGCCGCCUCACGCGCUGCGGCUACACGGGCGAGGACGGCGUGGAGGUGUCCCUGGGCGCGGGGCGGGCCGCACACGUGCUGGAGGCGCUGCUCGAGUCCGACCCGGGGCGCGUGCGGCUGGCGGGCCUGGGCGCGCGCGACUCGCUCAGGCUGGAAGCUGGGUUUUGUUUGUAUGGCAGCGACAUCGACCACACCACCACGCCCGUUGAGGCUGGAUUAUCCUGGCUCAUCGCGAAGCGGCGGCGCGAGGCGGCCGACUUCCCCGGGGCCCAGGUGAUCCUCAGGCAGCUGAAGGAAGGGCCCAGCCGCCGCAGAGUCGGCCUGAGGGCCUCCAUGGGCCCGCCAGUCAGGGCCGGUGCCCGCAUUCUCAACGAGGGCGACGAGGUCGUCGGGUACGUGACGAGCGGUGGGCCGUCCCCCACGCUGGGAGUGAACAUCGCCAUGGGCUACGUGCAGAGCGACUGCAGCGCCAAGGGCACUCGCCUCAGGGCCUCCGUGCGGGGAAAGACGGUCGACCUGGAGGUGUGCCGACUGCCCUUCGUGCCCCGAGGUGUCGCCCGGCCCUGCGAGGACUCCGAGGGCCCCACCAUCCUCGCCAUGGAGUCCUGACCAGAGUCCAUCCUCACCAUGAAGGCCAUCCUUCUUCGUGGACGGUUUAUGGAGUGGACUGUUUACAACCAACUAAUAUAACCAAACACUUUUUAAUAUGGUUUAAUCUUCGUGGUACAUACGUAGAGUCUGGAGAAAUUCGCGGACUCAUUUCGUGUUAUGCUAAAAUGUAAAUUUCAUCUGGAGUAAUCUUGGUCUACUAGAAACUCUCAAUCAAAGAAGUGUUUAAUCACUAGUUACCCAGUUGAGACCUCACAAGUCCGCAGCCAAUGAACGGGCGACGUUCGCCCGAGUAUGCAGAGGACCUUGGAGUCCAUCCUGGAGGUCAUUGAAACCGCAUAUUUUUCCAGGCACUAAUAAUGGGUGAUAGAAUACAACUAUGCAAUACAAGUCACCACACAAUAUUGGCUUGGAUUAUGAUUUGUCUUUCCAUCAAACGAUAUAAAUGUGCAAUCCACACAGCCGUUGUCACUGGAUGGAUGGUAGGCGAAUAAAGAGAAGCCCGACAGGUACCACAUGUGCGGGCUUGCGGGCGGCAAUGUGAGGGAAGCACAGAGAUUGUGCCGAGGUGGUUGUCCAACAAGAUGCAUGCCCAAUGAGAGGACCUUUCAGCGAUCAAACCAUCUCUUCUAUUUGCAGUAGGAAUGACAGGCGAGCAUUCCGUCUCGUUCUGCCUUGUUUCACUUCAGUUCAUAACACAACUAUUGUGUUCUGUCGCCCCUAAGGUAUAUGCCACGAAUUUUGAAAAUUUCUGCGCAUGCGCAACAGUUUUAGGAGUUAAUCCGGCCACGUCAUUUAUUUUUUUCAACAGAUCUUUUUCGUCACACGUUAGUCCAAACCAAUAGUAAACCAUUAGCAACUAUUGAACUAUAUUUAGCCAUUUGUGACUAAAAUUACUUCUCUUCAGAAUAACAGAUAAUUAAAAAAAAAAAUAUUAGAUCAAAAGAAAACACAACACAAUCAAGUCUAGCAUGCAGGUAUUUGAAUCUGAAUUAAUUAAAAGGAUGCACUUACAUUGACUGGGACGUUGUAAGCACAAACACAGUGUGUUAAAGUAAAACUAGCAGUUAAGUUUUCCCAUCAUCUUUCAUUACGGUAUCUCAAAUGUUUUCAAAACUACCACUUCACAAAAUAAUAGCUCAAUAAGAUGCUUAUUUUACUUAAACCAAGAAUUCUGUAAAUUGUAUGUAAAAUCAACUUACGACAUUGUAGCGCAUGCAUUUUUAUAAAUCUGAACGUGCAGAUGCACACUGAAAAGGUAUAUUUUUAAAGUUACAAAAAAUCUAGAGCUUUCAAUGUUUUUUUAUUUUUAUUUUAAAGAAGUUGUUCUUAUAAGUUUCGUUAACUGUAAGAACUAAAUACUUGAUUAAAAAUUUAAUUUGUAUUUUGUAGUUUAAAACAUAAAUUAGUCAAAUAAAAUCAGGCUGAAUGAAAUUAAAAAACAACGAAUAAUGCUGUUUUUGAGCACCAUUAUAUUAAAUAUAAUGUAUACAAAUAUAUAUUCACUAGCGUAUGUUCAAAUGAAUGGUGCAAUAUUCUCUUAAACGAUGUAUGGCAAUUGUAAAUAAUGUUUUGUAUGGAUAUUUAAAAUCCAUACCUGUAUUGCUUCUGAUGUAAAUAUAUAAGUAAUAAAGUGUUUACUUUUAAGAAUUAUUUUGUAAUAAAUAAACUUCUAAAGCUAUCAUAAUCAGAUAUGGGAUGUUCUAUACAGCACUCGUGUUUGUGAUAAAAAUGCCAUUCAGAAUAAAUCUAUUUUUUAUAUAUAAUUCAGUUAAAUAUUGUAAGGGAAGCACAGAUUUUAUACUGUUUCGUCCUCAUUUCACGUCUCAGGAGUCUUCUCUUUUAUAGUGAGAGGGAACGAAACUGUUUCCAAUGUGCACUCUCGCUUUUAGCUAGCCGUCUUGGUUUCAAAAGCUUAAAAUAAUUUAUUUAGCUAAUAACUAGGACCGCUCAUUAGACUGCAAUAAGGUAUGACCACGCCAGCCUAUCAUCCUUGUUAUUGGUGGCAUUUAUUUGGCAGGGCCCGUAAGGACAUAUUUGCUUCCACACAAAAUUGCUGUGAGUGUGCUGAAAGUGGGCGUUUACAUGAAAGUCUCUCGACCAAUUACGAAUCACAGUCGAUGAUACAUAGUUUUACACACAGCUGGUCUCUAACAAGGGCCUGGAAAAAUUCUCAAAUUCAGUUAAAUCACUUGACAUAAAUUCUAAAUCAGCUACCCAUGUUUCAGUUUUUUAUUUUAUUUUAACUGUUUCCAUUGGAAAAGAAG